GAGGGUCCCGCUGCAGAAAAGCCGGAGAAUGUGCACCGUGAAGUUGCUGCGGGUGUCGGUCCACGAGCGAAUCAGCGCUGCCGCUGAAGACUUUUUGCUGCAGCUGGAAAAAGGAGAAGCGGCCGAGCUGCCGGCGCUGAGAGCGCUGCUGACCGAGCGGCUGACGGCGGCUGCAGAGGAGAUCGUCGCUCUGUUGGAGGAAACCGUGGCGGAGUACGAAGACAGAGUGGAGCGCUCAGAGCGGGAGAUCUGCCGGCAGAGGAGGCUGCUCGAUGCCGUGCUGAAGCCCGAAGUCCGGCUACACGCAGCAGUGAUUGCUCCAUACAUCCAGCUGGAGGCACCACUUAUUACAAAGGAGGAAACAGGAAGUGAGGGAAGGUCAAAUUCAGACAGACAUUCAGACUUUCCUGAAGCUGACAAUGAAAACCCAGAUGAACAGAAGAAAGUCAGAGAAGUUCACAACUCUAAAUGUGGAGAAAGAGAACAAGUGGGAAAUUUGGAUUCACACAUAGAAGCUCAAACAGGGAAAAAACCUUUCUGUUGCUCUUUGUGUGGUAAGAGGUUUACUAAGAUAGGAGGUCUGAGCUACCACUUAAAAAUUCAUACAGGGGAGAAAUCAUUUAGCUGCACCUUUUGUCCUAAACAAUUUAGAAAGAAAGGACAUUUGAAAUACCACACGUUGAUUCACACUGGAGGGAAACCAUUCAGCUGCAACAUCUGCAAUAAGUCUUUUAGGUGGCCGGCACAAAUCAAGGCCCAUAAGUGUGUGUCAGUAUCUCAGAGAGAAAAACCAAAGAAACCGCUGACCUGCUCUGAAUGUGGGGACAUGUUUUUAGACAGAUCUCUUCUGACAACCCACAGGAAAACACAUCAGAGCAUAAAACGGUUCACAUGCACGGUCUGUGGUCUGCAGCGUCAGUUUCAAUCGCAAAUGAAGCUCCAUAUGAGAAGCCACACAGGAGAAAAGCCUUACAAGUGCCCAAGCUGUUCAAGAAAAUUUUCACGAAAAGCCAUGUUAACACAACAUGUGGCAGUCCAUUUAACAGUGAAACCAUUUGGCUGUGAUAGUUGUGGGAAAAGAUUCUGUUGGAAUUAUCAAAGCAAAAAGCACAAAUGUCCUGCCAAAUCAGAUGGAAAGUUAAGACGAGACACAUACAAAAAGUCUUCAGUGUCUGUUGAAACGGAUGACAGCGCUGACAAUCAUUUCUGGAAAGAGACCAGGCAUCAUCGGUCAGGUUUCACUUAUAAGAGAAAUAAAAACAUCUCUGCAGGUCAAAAUGGCUCCAAAACAGAAAAGAAACCACAGGUCUGUCCUGAUGACAAGAUUAAAAUUGAACCCAAUGACAAUGAAAGCAAAGGCAGAGAUUUUUAUAAAGAGACAAAGCCACUGAUGGCCAGUUUAACCUCUGUGGAACGUAAAGAAGUCUCUGAAAGUUAUGUGACACUUUAUGCACAGACAGACAUGCAGCAGUGUACAUACAGAGAAGAUCUGAGCCAAAACAUCAGGUUUGCUACAGGGGAACGGGAUCACGUAAAGCAGGAGGAGCCACAGAUUAAAGAAGAACCAGAGGAAGCUGAUAUCACCACACUGUUGUUCAGUCAAGCCCCUGUGAAGAGUGAAGAAGUGAAGGAGAAACCUCAGACUUCACAGCUUCAUCUCAGUCACCCUGAAGAGAACAAAAAUCAUCCAAAUUUAUGUCUCCAGACUUCAGAUUCCUCAGAGACAGAUGUCAGUGAUGGUGACUGGGAGGAAACCAAUGAAAAUCAGUUAGAUUCAAACUGCUCGGAAACCCCUGCAGGAGACUCUAGAUGUGAGGAUGGGCAGAAAUCAUUUGUCUGUCCCGAGUGCGGAAAAUGUUUUCGCCGAAAGGGGAAUCUGGAAACUCACCUGAGGACUCACACGGGAGAGAGACCCUUCAGCUGCCCCCUCUGCAGCAAAACCUUCACUACAAAAUUAAUCAUGAAAAUGCACAUGUCUGUUCACACUGGUGAGAAACGCUUCAAGUGCCACAUUUGUGGUAAAAGCUUCAACUGGCAUUCACAGAUCAAAUAUCACAAAUGCAUCCGGACCCAGAGUCACACUCCUGGGCCAGAACCAGCCAGGAACUCAGAUUCAGAUUUUAACAGUUUUGCAUCUCUUAAGAGUGAUGCAGAUAAUUUCUGGAAACAGCCCAAGCCACCGCAGUCAGGUAUAAACAAUCAAAAAAAUGAAGUAACUGAUGCAGGAAGUCAUAAUAAAGAUAAAUUACUUAGCUGCUUAUUUUGUGGGAAAGGAUUUUUAACAGGAGGAUGGUUGACAAAACACAUUUCUGCCCAUACAGGAGAGGAACAGCUCAGCUGCAUCAACUGUGAGCAAGCCUUCACUUUGGAGUCAGACCUCAUAAAUCACCAGUGUGUUUGUGAUUCGACUCAAGCUCAGGAACAAAGCACAUCCAACAAGGUGCUAAGGUGCUCUCAGUGUGGGGAAAGAUUUGCCAGACGAGAAGAUUUAAAUUUUCACUUUGGAGAGCACACAAGAAAAGACUUGUUAAGAUGUUCAGUUUGUAACGCAGGUUUUGGUGAAACAGACUCACUAGUUCAGCACAUGAGAAGCCACACAAGACAAACACAGUUUCGCUACUCAGUUUGUCGAAAAGAUUUUUCAUGGAAACAACAUUUGAUUAAAAACACGAACAAUGAUGGCAGCAAGAAACUUUACAGCUGCUGUAUUUGUCACACGAGAUUCACCUGCCAAAAUAAACUCAAACAGCAUCAGUAUCUUCAUCACAGCCAGACUGAGGAGAACACAGAGGCACCUGAAAAGAUGGAAACAGCUGAUAAAGAGAACUGCAAAGGACCAGAACCAGCCAGGAGCUCAGAUGCAGAUGAACGUGUACAACCAGAGACUGAAAACAAGGCUUCAAAGCCAGCCGACACAGAUACUGAUGACAGCAAAAGAGCAGAGACCGGUGAAGUUCAGCUGGGUUUAAACUCUGUCAGCCAUCUUUUGAGCCUCUCUGAAGACCAGACGUCAGAAACUCUGCAGCCUCAGAGUGAUGACAGUGUUGACAGUGACUUUUGGAAAGAGACCAAGAGACCGGAGUUAGAUUUAAGCUAGGGCCAUCACCAUAUCAGAUUUUCAACCCAUUAAUAUUGUGGAUACAAAAAAAAUUGAACAUUUUAGAAAAAGAAAAUAAUAGUAAUUCUACCAAAUUGAUCAAAACUUUAUUUAUUGUGUGUGUUUGUCUUGUUUUUGUCUAAAUACAGUUUGUUCUUGAAUUUGUUUUCUUGUAGAAUCUUUUUCCCUUCUUCCUACUUUAAUAGAUUUCUGUGACUCCUAAAA
Messenger RNA from Archocentrus centrarchus (flier cichlid), 3322 nucleotides. RefSeq names its product zinc finger and SCAN domain-containing protein 2-like. Gene Ontology annotation, biological process: regulation of transcription by RNA polymerase II. Bases 29 to 3097 code for a protein of 1022 amino acids. NCBI's taxonomy places the organism in Eukaryota, Metazoa, Chordata, Actinopteri, Cichliformes, Cichlidae. The record is from RefSeq and is a predicted model, not a curated record. Gene Ontology annotation, molecular function: DNA-binding transcription factor activity, RNA polymerase II-specific. Gene Ontology annotation, cellular component: nucleus. The transcript has 2 exons.